GAACACAAUGGAGAAGGCCAGCAGCAACAUGAAGCAAAUGCAUCAUUUCAAGUUCAAGGUUCCAUCCUUCGACUUGGUGGAAGGAGAUUUGGUGGCAUGGCCGCCGAGAAGCUAUGUCUGCACCUUCUGCAAGAGGGAAUUCCGAUGCGCUCAAGCCCUCGGCGGCCACAUGAAUGUUCACCGCAGAGACAGGGCGAGGCUGCGCCAGUCUCCGCCGAGAGACAGUGGAGGUAAUUACGCUCCCUUUAACCUAAAUCUUGAACCAAACCCUAGUUUUCACUCAAACCCUAGUUCUAGCCCAUCUUCUUCUCCGCCUGCGUCGAUGAAAUUUCCUCAUUUCACUCCCAAAUUGGCCACGCCUACACCCAUUACCACGGAUUUUAUGAAGGUGAGAGCGGCAAAAGGGCUUCUCGACUUGGAGAUUGGGUUGAUUAGUUCGUCUAAUGAGGAGGAACUUGAUUUGGAACUUCGUCUUGGAUAUACUUAG
Messenger RNA from Salvia hispanica, 487 nucleotides. Its product is annotated as transcriptional regulator SUPERMAN-like. NCBI's taxonomy places the organism in Eukaryota, Viridiplantae, Streptophyta, Magnoliopsida, Lamiales, Lamiaceae. The record is from RefSeq and is a predicted model, not a curated record.